Dentiscutata erythropus is the source of this 402-nucleotide messenger RNA. The record is from the annotation of a GenBank genome assembly. Lineage: Eukaryota; Fungi; Glomeromycota; Glomeromycetes; Diversisporales; Gigasporaceae.
AUUCGAAAUUGAUAGAUAAGAUUACUGAACUUGAAAAAGAAAACAUCAAAAUUAAAGGUGAGAAUGCGGAGUUAAAACAGGGCAUAGAUGAACUUAAAAAAGAACUAGAAUUUAAGAAAAAUCGAAAAUUUCAGGAGAAAUGUAUCCUAAUAGCCCAGAUACUUCUUAAUGAGGAACCCAUAGUUGAAUAUCGUACAUCGUUUAUGGAAGGAUUAGAACUUGAUGCUUUCUUCCAACAUAUUAAAAAACUUGAGGAUAUUGUUAAUCAUGAUCGGAAAAAACGAUGCAUAUGUCAAGAUAAUGGAAUUUUUCUUAUUAAGGUAUGGCACAAUGAAAAUCCAGAAAUUGUUAUUCCUAAAAGGAUACAAAAAGUUAAGGCGUUUAUUUGUAUAGUAUCCAAAA